CGGCCAAUGGGAACCGGGGCACUUUCCCAUCAAACCAAACCUUCCUCCCCCCGCUCCUCUUUUCAGGAUCUCGGAGGAGACUGUUUGUUCCAAAUGUUGGUGGGACGGGUUCCGAGGCGCACUGCACGGCCGGGCACCCGAGGGCCUCUCCUUUCGGGGGCUGUGUGAGCUUUCGAUCCCCGUCUCCUGCCACGAGUCGAAGGGGCCUCGCUGGGGAGGCGCCGAGGGCGCAUGGGGCGCGCUUGGAUGGCCUUGGAUUCGCCCCCAUAAUGUCCACAUGGGAUCCCUGCAGCAGCCACUCUGAAGCCUCCGACCCUGCGCUUCUCCCCCCUGGAUUACCGCUCCCGGGAAGCCGCCAGCGCCCCUUCGCCUCCUCCCAGCCCCGUCCUCGUUCGACCCUGGAGCAUGGCUGCGGAUCGGCCGGUCCCUGGGGCCGGGGGCUUCUUCGGAGAGUUCCCGCCGUCUUACGCGGCGGCAGCUGCCAACUCGGAUCUUCUCCGGAGACCCAGCUACUGCCAUGCUGCCUUUGCCCUCAAACAGAUCUCCAAGGGUAAGGCUGUGGGCCAGAAAGCCCCGCUGUGGCUGCGGGCCCAGUUCCAGGCUCUGCUGUUUACACUGGGCUGCUGGAUCCAGCGUCACUGUGGCAAAGUACUUUUUGUGGGGUUGCUGGUCUUCGGGGCACUGGCUGUAGGGCUGCGAGUAGCCUCCAUCCAGACGGAUAUUGAGCAACUCUGGGUAGAAGAGGGCAGCCGUGUCAGCCAGGAGCUACGGUACACAAAGGAAAAACUAGGAGAAGAGUCUCUGUACACAUCCCAGAUGCUGAUACAAACUCCCAAACAGGAAGGUGAAAAUAUCCUGACCCCAGAGGCCUUGGGAAUGCAUCUUGAAGCUGCUCUAGCUGCUAGCAAAGUACAAGUCUUACUCUAUGGAAAGUCUUGGGAUCUCAAUAAAAUAUGCUACAAGUCAGGUGUCCCCAUAAUUGAGAAUGGAAUGAUUGCACGGAUGAUCGAGAAGCUCUUUCCCUGUGUUAUUGUGACCCCACUGGACUGCUUCUGGGAUGGUGCCAAGUUGCAAGGAGGUUCUGCUUACCUUCCGGGCCGGCAGGAUAUCCAGUGGACCAACUUAGAUCCCAUUCAAUUGAUGGAGGAGCUGGGUCAGUUCGCCUCUCUGGAAGGAUUCAAGGAGAUGCUAGAUAAGGCAGAGGUUGGCCAGGCCUAUAUGGAGCGGCCUUGUCUUGAUCCCUUUGACCCUGAGUGCCCUACCAGUGCCCCCAACAGCCAAAGCCAUCAGGAACCAGACAUCCCAUCUGAACUCACAGGUGGCUGCCAUGGUUUUUCACAAAAAUACAUGCACUGGCAAGAGGAACUGAUCCUGGGUGGCACAGUGAAGGAUUCCAAGGGGAAACUGCAGAGAGCUGAAGCCCUGCAGAGCAUGUUCCUGCUGAUGAGCCCACGACAACUCUUUGAGCACUACCGGGAUGACUAUGAGAUACAUGACAUCAGUUGGAGUGAGGAGAAGGCAGCUGCUGUGCUGGAGGCCUGGCAACGGGAGUUUGUUGAGUUGGCCCAGGAAUCCCUUCCUUCAAAUUCCUCCCAGACUAUCCAUGCCUUCUCCACCACUACGCUUAAUGACAUCAUGAAAUCCUUCUCAGAUGUGAGCGCCAUCCGUGUGGCUGGUGGAUACUUGCUGAUGCUGGCAUAUGCCUGUGUCACUAUGCUGCGCUGGGACUGUUCCAAAUCUCAAGGUGCUGUGGGCCUGGCUGGGGUUCUUCUAGUUGCCCUUUCAGUGGCAGCGGGACUUGGACUGUGUUCCCUGCUAGGAAUCUCAUUCAAUGCAGCCACCACCCAGGUGCUGCCCUUUCUGGCACUGGGCAUUGGCGUGGAUGACAUGUUUUUACUGGCACAUGCCUUCACAGAAACCAGCCAACAUGUUCCUGUCAAGGAGCGGACUGGUGAAUGCCUACGCCGAAGUGGCACCAGUGUGGCACUUACCUCUGUCAAUAACAUGAUUGCCUUCUUCAUGGCUGCUCUUGUGCCCAUCCCAGCACUGCGGGCCUUCUCUCUGCAGGCUGCUGUUGUGGUAGUGUUUAACUUUGCCAUGGUGCUUUUUAUUUUUCCUGCCAUCCUGAGCCUGGACCUUCAUCGGCGUGAGAACAAGAGGCUUGACAUUCUGUGCUGCUUCUACAGCCUCUGCUCCUCCCAUGUCAUUCAGAUUCAGCCACAGGAAUAUGCUGAUGCAAAUGACAACCACACUGUCUCUGCUUUCCCACAUGGACAUCCAGCACUGACCACCAGCACAUGUAUCACCACUACAGUGCAGGCCUUCACCCAGUGCGAUCCCUCCGGGCAGCAUGUGGUCACCAUCUUACCACCCACACAGCAUGUCUAUACCACUCCUUCCACUCUCUUACCUGCCAACCCUCUGGGGUCACAAGUCUUCACCCCUGCCAGCUCCACCCGUGAUCUUCUGGCACAGCUGGAUGAGAGCAAAGGUGCCCAGGAGUGUGUAUCAUUACCCCUUUGUCAUUGGAACCUCUCCAGCUUUGCUCGUGACAAAUAUGCACCCCUUCUGUUGCAGAGCCAUACCAAGGGAAUUGUGGUAGCCCUAUUCCUGGCACUGCUGGGCCUAAGUCUCUACGGCACAACCAAAGUGCAUGAUGGACUCUACUUGACAGAUAUUGUACCACGAGGCACAAAGGAGCACGCCUUCAUUUCAGCUCAGUUCAAAUACUUUUCAUUUUAUAACAUGUUUGUGGUAACUAAGGGUGGCUUUGACUACCCCAACUCACAAGAGGCCCUUUAUGGCCUGCACCAGGCCUUUUCUGCCAUCCAGUAUGUAGUGCGUGAUGAGAACCGCCAGUUGCCUAAGAUGUGGUUGCACUACUUCCAGGACUGGUUGCGAGGUCUACAGGCAGCCUUUGACCAGGACUGGGAAGUUGGGCACAUCACCAAGGAGAAUUACCGCAAUGGAUCAGAAGAUGGUGCCCUGGCUUACAAGCUCCUCAUUCAAACAGGCAACAAGAAAGAACCGUUCAAUCUAAAUCAACUGACAACUCGCCGCCUGGUGGAUAAGAAUGGGAUCAUUCCUCCUGACAUCUUCUACAUUUGUUUGACAGUGUGGGUGAGCAAUGACCCUCUUGGCUUUGCUGCCUCCCAGGCCAACUUCUACCCACCACCCCCGGAAUGGAUCCAUGACAAGUAUGAUGCCACUGGCAAGAGCCUUCGGAUCCCUGCUGCACAACCCCUGGAGUUUGCUCAGUUCCCCUUCUACCUCAAUGGACUGCGGCAGACAUCGGACUUCGUGGCAGCCAUUGAGAGUGUGCGGGCAAUCUGUGAUGAGGUGGCCCAGAUACAUGGCAUACUCAGCUACCCUAGUGGCUACCCUUUCCUCUUUUGGGAGCAGUACAUUGGCCUACGGCACUGGCUUCUGCAGGCUCUCAGCAUUGUGUUGGUCUGCACAUUUCUUGUGUGCACCCUGCUGCUCCUCAGUCCUUGGACUGCCAGCAUCAUUGUAUUUGUUCUAGCUAUGAUGACAGUUGAGCUCUUUGGUAUUAUGGGCCUGAUGGGCAUCAAACUGAGUGCCAUCCCUGUAGUCAUCCUCAUUGCUUCUGUGGGCAUUGGUGUGGAAUUCACUGUACAUGUGGCUCUGGGCUUUCUCACAGCCAUUGGCAACCGGAACCUGCGUGCCAGUGUAGCCCUAGAGCACAUGUUUGCCCCUGUGAUGGAUGGCGCUAUCUCCACUCUGCUUGGUGUUCUCAUGUUGGCUGGUUCAGAAUUUGAUUUCAUUCUGAGGUAUUUCUUUGCUGUGCUCACCAUCCUGACGAUUUUGGGGCUGCUCAAUGGCCUGGUGCUGCUGCCUGUCUUGUUGUCUAUCAUUGGACCACCUGUAGAGGUCACACCAGCAGAUAAUGGCAGCUGCCUGCCAACACCUUCACCUGUCCCCCCACCCAUCAGUCACCAUAGCUUCUAUGUACACCGGCAUGGUGGAGCCUUUGGUGACUCUUCAGACUCUGAGUACUAUUCAGAGAGCAUUGGUGCAUCAGACAUUGGUGAAGAUGAUCGCAGCACCUAUAUCAUCCCCCCAGCGCAAUCACACAUCUUGGUCAAGGCCAGCAAAAGCCCCAACUUCCCCAAAAUCACUGUGGUGAAAAGCUACAAGACAAGCUUAGAAUCACCUCUGUCGUUGUGCAGCCCAGACUGGACCCAAACUAUGAGCUCUGGAGGCCAUUUACAAUCCACUGCCACAGAAGUCAAGGAUACUACACAGCAGCAAGAGCAGCCAAAGCACAGACAAGGGCCUCAGCUGCCUCGGACUGCCCCCAUUCCCCUUCGGACCGACCCUACUCUCCACAGCUCCAGAGUGCCACCUCUUGGACCUGGUGGUACCUUCACCACAGUUACAGCUACUGCCUCAGUGAUGCUGUCCUUGCAUCCAGCCCUUCCUGGUUCAUGCCGGGGUUACACACAUGAGGGCUUUGAAUCUGAUGGCCCUGAGGGGUCUGGCAGAGACCCAUCCAACAGCUUGGAACUGCAGAAUCUAGACCAGAGGCACUAGCAUUUAAUUUUUGCCAGGCCAAGACUUUGGCUCUAGAACUCCUGCUCAGGGAUGGGAUGUGCACAGUAUCCCUGGUGGGGUCAGGGGCCCAGAUUCUUCUCACACAUAUAAGCACACAUGCAUACCACAGAUGGUGAAGAAGAAUGGACACCUGGAAGCUUUUGCAUCAUGUCUACCCAACUGUAGACAUUGAUAGUGCCUUUGAGAACUGGAGCAAGGAGGCCAGGCGAGCUACAGCAGUGAGAACUUGGUACUCCGCUCUCCCAUGCCUUGUUUCUCUAGGUGUAUCUGCCACCAUCAAACAUGCUGGGCUUCUUGGUUGCCAGGACUUCUGGCUUCAAAACAUCCCUAAUUUGUGUCCUUACAUUGGACUGAUGGCCCAUAUAGCGUUGGGCCCACCUGCCUGCAGACAGGGAAAGUUCUAAUCCCAUUGAAUCUGGAAAACGAAAGCGGCCAUACCCCAUAUGCUGUGUGAACCAUCUCAUGGCCAUCAUCGGGGCAGGGCGUCAGAAUUGCUCAAACACCGACCCUCCCAUGGAGAGAACAGGACUCAACUUAUAUGUGGGGAACUCUCCCACAUUGUGCUGCUAUUUUUUAUUUUUAUUAAUAUUAAUAUUAUUUUAAGCUGUAUAAAAAGAGUCACAAACCCUCCCCCUUAUAAUUAUAAUAAUUAUUUUUUAUUAUUUUCACAGCUCCCUCAUUAAAAAAAAGUGGCGGUAUCCCUUUGAAGGGAGACACCAGUGUGAGGCUGAAAUGGAGACCCCCCCUGGGGGAGGGAGUGUGGAGGGGAGGGAGCAUGCAGUGGAGGGGCACAAUGUGUCUUAGCCUUCUAUGCAAGCUGGGUGGGAUGGGCUGCACUUUGCUCUUGCUCCCACCAGCAUGACUGCCUGUGCCAGCAUCUGCCAUGUGGCUGUUCUAAAUCCUGUUAAACUCCUCCCCACCUUAUCCCACACCCCAAAACUUUCCUUUGUGCCCUAUUCUUUUGCUUGCUUGCCUCUUUAUCAGCCCAGGAUAGCCCAUCACGCAAGCACCCCAGGAGCAAACCUGAAGUACCUCCUAUUAGUUUAAAUUUCUAGCGUCAUCAUUUCCCAAGAAUAUACACCGGGCAUAAUGUGUGACUAACAUAAGAGGGAUCAUUCAGGACACAGAAUUUGUCAGGGUUUUUUUGAGGGGGGACUAGAAGUCCUCUAGGGGAUCAGAGCUGGGCCUUCUGGAAGAGCAAUUUGUUUCAGUUUAUAUGUUUUUUCUGAUUCCAUGCUUUAAGAGGUACUUGCCACAAGAUAUUUUGUUGUCAAAGUCUGCUGCCUGUGUACAAAAUGCAUGUGUACUGCAUUGGUUUACAAAGGGAGUGUUUCAAAUGGAAAUUUGAGGUGACUGAGGAGAACAACACUUAAUAAGAAAGCUGGGCAACCUCAUGGUAAAUUAAGCUGUUCAUUGCCCUCAGUGAGCACAGUGUACCAUUUUGAGUCUUUUAACACAUGAUGUUUUUCCUGCAUUGAGAUUAUCGGCUUCCUGACCCACAUACUUUUAGCAUGCAUGCUUAUGUUGCACUUCACAACAGAUAUGAUAGUGUCCCUACGCAGAGAUUAUUUCUGUGCAUGAAAAAUACAAUGUAUAAAAUUAUCCUUUGAUUUCAACCCAAAGUGAUUUUGGAUGGGAGAAAUGUCUCCCACCUAAAAAGAUCCUCAUGUAGUCAGCAGAGCAGAAAAUGUUCAAUGGGAGAGACAAGAGUUGGGCAAAACAUUUGAUUUCUUGCCUGAAAGUAUGAGGGCUGUGGUUGCUUUUUCUGUUUCUGAAUGAUCUCUUUCCGGUUCAGCUUUUUUGGCUGAAAAGCGAGAAAUUAACUGUCACUUGGCAGCAGGAUUGAUUCUAAAGGACCAGUUCACUUCCAUCUGAUAUGCUUGGUUUCCCCAUAGCUAAGUCAAAAUUGCUUUAUGAAACGUUUUGGUUUUUCCAUUCUGGUUCAGGGCACAAAUCUGAAUUUUGCACGAAAUUUAAAGUGCAGAUUUCUGGCCAGCUCUGCCCUGUACAUCAAUCACAAAAGAAUGUCUCACACCUAUAUACUGAAACAUGAAAGUUUCUGGAUUUUAAAAAAAUGAUUUUUCUUUCUUACUGAUCUGUUCUAAAAGAUGGCAGCUGGAAAAAUAAUCUCUGUUGUUUAGGAUUCUUGACACGUUACCAGUUUCCCUAUGUUAAACCACUGCUACUUCCUAGUUAGCAUCCAAAUUAUAUAUGUAUUUUAAAACAUUCUCUUCUGUCACCUGCUGGUUUUGGAGCCUGAAGGGAGUGCCACAGUUUUCAGGAAGUACUUUAAGGGCAAGAGACUUGAUGAGAAGUUUAAAAUCUUAAUUUUAUUUUAAACCGGGCUAUCCCUACCCAACAGGCAAUGCAGGCAGCUGCCUGAAGCAAAAGAAUUCCAGGGCUUCUGAAGCUAAAUCUUUCAAGGGAUGUUAGAUGGGGCAGUUGUGUCCCCUCCCCAGUUUUCCUGAUUGAGUUAAGUGGAGGAGAAUACAGAUACACUGUCACCUUGAGAAGGAAAUGGUACAUACCAUACACAAUAAGCAAGAAUUUGGACCAAUCCAAAUCCUUAUUUUUUUACACAAGACAGCAAAAUAAUUUUAGGUAGCCCUGAUUACAGGUUUGGAGAUUUUAGGCUUUGUGAAGGCACCCUUCAAAUUGCAGAAGUAGCUCAACAUCAUACUACACUGCAGUUAGGUACGCAAGUAGUUUGUCAUCUUCAGAGUGGUGUUGAUGUUUCUAGUGGAUCAAUACUUUUCACCUUUGUCUUUAGAAUGAGCUAAAUUAAGCAAUGCUGCUAGCUGUUCUUUGCUAGCAUGGAGCAUCUCAGAGACUUUGUGUGAAAAUCUGUUCUGCUCGGGCAUAAACUUGGGUGUCCCCUUGGACACAGGCUGAGGCACCAGAGUCAACCAGUUUACUUGUGUGAGAGAGCAGAACUGGUUCACCCUUGAAUCCACUGCCUCAAUCUCAUUCUUCCUUCUCAACCACAGGCACUUUAAAUUCCUCCUCCCUUUCACCCAAUAACUGCUGUAAUUUUAUUUCCUAGCCUAUUUGGAUUCCCUAGUCACUUCUUUCUGCCAAGGGAAUUUCUGCUGAGGUUUUUACAUUUUGAUUGUGUGAACCCCGUUGGCACCUUCAGUAGCUUUGGGCCUCCUGUUAAAAUGAAUUAAUUCAGUUGAUUUAAAGCUAAGAAUUACUUCUAGGAUCUGGAGAGACUUCCUGUACAUAGAAACUUGCUGCAUGGCAGAGAUUGACCUGGCCUUUUGGAUUUGUCUAGUUUCCCAUGAAGCUACUUUAUAAGCCAGAAACUACUGUCAAGGUUAGAAUCUAGUAACAUUUGACAUGUAUACCCCACUUCCCCCUCUAUCCCUUCCACCCACAACUCAUAAUAGAACUCACACUAGAUAUGGUGUUUCUCCUCCACCCAUGCCACAACAAGUCUAUGACCAGCAAAGCUUGGGGAAAUGGUGGAAAGGGACACAUUGUGUGUGCAUGUGUGUAUUGGUGUGCGCGUGUGCAUGUGAGUAUGUAGCGGGUAUGCUGGAGUCCUUUUAACCUGAAAUGUUGUCAUGCCAUAUAAAUUAUUUAUAUGAAAAGAAAAAAGAUUUAUUUUUGUAGUUUGUACAGACCUCUAGCCUUGCAAUGGAAGUUUUUAUUUUUAAAAGUAAAUAUAUAUUAUAUAUAAACCUAUCUUCUGAUGGUGCCCGUGUGCAGUUCUUUGGUCCCUAUUCGGAUGGGGGAGUGUGUUUGUGUUUGUAGUGAGGCAUGCACCUACUACAUUUAUGCAGGCUGAACACAUAAGUUUCUCUAAACAGGAUAUACAUAGCAGCUGGGAGAGAAAGAAUUCUAAGCUGGGAAAUGGUGCUGAGAAAAGGGUUAAUUCCCCCCCCAGCACCACAGUCCUAGUCUGAAUCUUCCUUUUGGCUGUUAUUUGGUACAAUUUUAUAAGGAUGCAAUCCCAUCACAGGUUUCUGGCAUUUUGUCUAGUUUUGCCUCGACUUCCAUCUUAGAGAAAUCUGUCUCGAUGAACAGCAGGGGUCUGUGUGUGUGUGUGUAUGAGUAUGCAUGUGUGUACAUAUAGCUAGAUGUUUUCUGUUCCCAGAAAAUGCGAAUUCUGGAUUAAUUGCUUAAAGGGAACAUAUUUUAAUAUAAUUUGCAUAUUUUACUUUGAUUGACCUGUUUGGUCCUUCGCAGAACUUACAUUGUAUUUUCAAGGCCUGACAUGCUAGAGCAAGGAAAGUGCUGGUGCAGGAACUGGAGGGAACCAUCCAAAGUUCACUUUUUUUCAGUCUUCAGCAUAUACUGUGUUCCAUUACAAAAAAAAUAAUAAUUGUGCAACUUCGUUGUCUCGGCAUUUUCACAAGUGGCACUAAAUCACCUUUUAAUCUGAACUGUUACAUGUGAAUGUUACU
This is a messenger RNA of Rhineura floridana, 8984 nucleotides long. It is a transcript of the gene PTCH2, whose product is annotated as patched 2. The record is from RefSeq and is a predicted model, not a curated record. The transcript is spliced from 23 exons. Lineage: Eukaryota; Metazoa; Chordata; Lepidosauria; Squamata; Rhineuridae. Gene Ontology annotation, biological process: smoothened signaling pathway. The coding region runs from base 406 to 4554 and encodes 1382 amino acids. Gene Ontology annotation, molecular function: hedgehog family protein binding; smoothened binding; hedgehog receptor activity. Gene Ontology annotation, cellular component: plasma membrane.